Scylla paramamosain (green mud crab) is the source of this 4697-nucleotide messenger RNA. Its product is annotated as mucin-2-like. The coding region runs from base 639 to 4229 and encodes 1196 amino acids. The transcript is spliced from 4 exons. Lineage: Eukaryota; Metazoa; Arthropoda; Malacostraca; Decapoda; Portunidae. The record is from RefSeq and is a predicted model, not a curated record.
AAGAGCAUGGCGAGAGAAAAACUUGACGCAGGAUGAAUUAAGCGUGCCUCGGGAAAGAAGAAGAAGAGGAGGAGGAGGAGAGUGCCGGAAACUUAGGGGCUCAACCAGGCGUGGGGAGAAAGCUGCGGCCACUGUGCGGGAGUGAGGCAGCCUGGAUAGAAGUGAACAGUCUGAGCACAGCGGCGGCACAGCUGAGCGAAAUCCAGGCGUGGCGCGGACACCAAGCAGGCACCCCGACCCACAGCCACCCAGCACACGCCGCGCUUACUUCAAAGACUCGAGUUGCGCCUCCUUCCACCAUUCGGCUCUCAGGAUCAUGCGAAGAGUGACCCUCGUUAAGUUUAUCUAAGCUUUCGUUAAUAACUAUAAUACUACCGUGAGUUAUUAGUGUUUGUUUUUAACUUUGUGCAAGGAAAAGAAGGAAAUUUGUUUGAUUAUACCUCGAACUGAAAAGGAAAGAACGCAGAGUUAAUAAAGGAAACAAUAUACAGUGAACUCUGCUACCAGUGCCAAUUAACCAGCAAAUUCGUGGAUGAGGUUUCACCGACCAAAUCUCGCUGACGGGAGGUGAUGGAGGCAGCGGACAUGUAGUUACUGUUGCUGCUGUUGCUGUUGCUGCUGCUCACCGGCGCCGCGACAUGUGGUUGGUGGGGAGGGUGUUCGUGACGGGCCUACUGGUGGUCGGCGGCCCAGGAGUGUGGGCAGCACGCGAGAGAGACGCAACCACAUCCCAUGAAAGCUCUUCUGAGGAAGCACGUGAUGCCUGGCAUGACCAAGAGGCCACGGAGAGCCUAAAGAGCUUCUUCUCAAUCAACCCACCCCGGCAACAGGGUGGCCGAUCACAAUGGGCGCCGUCGCCCUGGGGUCGUCCCGCCGAGCCGCGCCCCAACCUGCCGUGGCACACCGCUCCCAGGACCCCGCCACCCACCACACGUCGGCCGCCCAAGUAUAGCUUGCGUCUUAGUCCUUUCCAGGGGACUUACCCCUUCGAGAGUGAGGUGCGGGGUGAAAGCUACCACUCCCGCAUCAGAUUCCAUCACCUGGGCAGCAAAGCCAAGCUGAACCAUCCGCCUAGAGGCCAGACCUUCGGCAACUGGGGCUUCCCGAAGUUCUCACAUGACGGCAGGGAUUCGCACUCUCAUGAACACCGUUCCCAACACACAGGUACAUUUUCUGACAAUUCCCAAGAGACAGGCACUUCAUUUCAUGGGCCUCACGAGAUAGGAGAAUCUCUUGGUACCACGGGACCAUCACCAAGCCAUAGCAGUUCGCAUUACCAACAACCUGUGAAAGAAGGCACGCUGGAAACAUUACCGUAUCCCGACGAUUACCCAGACACAUUCCCUGAGACAGGCGCGCCUCAACCCACGCACACACACUCCGACAGCCACAAAAAUGUACAAACUACACAACAGCUUCCAGACCCACUCCAUCAGCUCCAUGACAGCUCCGGGCGUGAACCGUCUCUGGAGGUCAAUGAACGAACACCUCCCCAGGACUCUCAGGCACCAAGACCUUUCCUGCACCCUGGCAACUUGGAGGCGCUUUUGGAAGGAAGUCAACUGAAGGAAGCUAAGGGCGAAGGGAGCACCAGCCUCGACUACCUGAAUGAAGAUGAAGCUAUCGACAGUGAGCCACCUGAAGAAGAUCAACCUGACGCCUCACACCAUCUACUAGACUCUUCUCAUCAUGGUCAUGAUGCUCCAGUCCCGACAGCAGCACGUGAAAAUGCAGGACCAGAGGAUGAAGUAGGUUUUUCUUCUCCUAUCUUGCCCAAAGAUGACUUCCACGACUAUGUUGAUCCCAGUGUUGGCCACACCUCCCCAAGGGCGUCAAGCGAAGGCACAGGGCAGCCAAAUAGACCACAAGCCUCAGAAGACCUCACACCCACUACCCCAGACGACUACAACCCUGACUAUUACGACCAUCUGUAUGAUGAGUUCUUGGAUUUGUAUUACGAUGAUCCAGAGCAAAAGCAAGAGCAACAACAGCAAGAGAACCAACAACACCAGCAACAGAACCAGAAACACCCACACCAGCAACAGAACCAGCAACACCCACACCAGCAACAGAACCAGCAACACCCACACCAGCAACAGAACCAGCAACACCCACACCAGCAACAGAGCCAGCAACACCCACACCAGCAGGAACAACAGCACCCGCAGCAGCACCAACAGGAGGAUCAACAUCAGCAGGAGCAUGAGGAGCCCCCCGGCCCACGCUUCCCCCCUGUGCUGGAAGUGUUGCAACCAGCAGCAAAAGUUCCCACGAUCGCUGCCUCGCCGCCGCCAUCUUCUUUAUCAUCUACUCCAUCCGCGACAUUUUUGCAGUCCACCACAAGCACCCCAUCACCACCACUCGGUGAGACAUCAGCGCCUACAUCACCAUUACCACCGGCAGACACACGCACGCAGACAUCACCAGCCACCAUACACAUCACCACAUCUUCUACAAGUCCUUCAGAUGACAAACUAACCACUGCCAAAACACCUACCACAAUUAGUACAACCACCACUACCACCAUCUCUUCUACACAACAACCAACAACCACAACAUCACCACCACUCACAACUACAACAACAGUAUCUUCUACAACGACACCUACAACCACCACCACCACAAGUACUACAAGCACCACAACCACAUCACCCACAAACACCACAACCACGCCAACCACAACCACCACAACCACGCCAACCACAACCCCCACAACCACAAGGCCACAAGACAUCACAACAGAAGCCACCACCACGACCACUGCAGAAACCCGUGGGAAGCAACGGGAAGGUAGCUCGAGAGCAGGAGCAGGCAGGGCACGAGGAAGAGCCAUCAGCCUGUCGGAGAUCCUGCAGGGGCUGGGUCUGGGGCUGCCGCAGUUCUUGGUGGCCCUGAAGACACAUGGCCUCACCCUUAAAGAUUUCACAUCAAAGGUUCAGGACCAAGGGCUCACGCAGUCGCAGUUCAGGAAGGUGAAGGGGAACUUGACAACUCUUAUCUCUUUCCUGAAGGAGGGAGAAGAGGAGGAAGAGGUUGUGGAGGAAGUAAAGACGAGCGAGACGGAGAAAGAGGAAGAACCUGAAACCCUGAAUGGAGAGAAGCAGAAUGAAGGGAGAAAGCCCCCCAGUAUUCCUUACUGGCUCACUUCAAAACCCCCCUGGCCAUCAACCACCACAACCACAUCCACUACCAUCACUACACCAACCACCACUACUACCACAACUACUCCAGCUCCCUCGCAGCCUCCGAAAAUAUUUGGCUUCCAACCAGGUGGACAAUCAAAGUUUUCAGAGGGACAGGAAGCUGGUGAUAAGUCUGUCUCCGGAGGUGAUACAGAAGAGGGAGGAUCAGGACAGCAAGAAGCAGGAAGUGGAGAGGCAAAGGAAGGAGCGCCAAUUCCCAUCAAGCUGGAUCUCGCCUCUGUCAUGCGGGAAAAGGGACUGACCGCCUCGGAAAUCCUGCAUGACUUAGGUUCUCUCUUCACCGUGGCUGACGACGGUGACGAUAACAAGACUGCCGGGGCGGGGAAGAAAACGACUCCAACCAGCAUCGCAGCCCCAGAGGAAGGAGACAACACCACCACAUCCACCACGCCUGAACCAGACUCCGCAUCGCCUCCCACCAGCACCGUGUCCCUCAAGCCCUACAUCCCGCCCAGGAAUCCCAAGAGGUUUCGGCCACGCCCGUACCGUCCCCAGGGAGGGCUGCUGGAUGGGGGAUCUGGCCGCCAAAUCGUCACCAACCGACACCACACCACCACACGCUCCACACUCUUCCCGCCGUACGUGCCUCCCUCUACCACCCCGUACACCCACACUGACACGCAAGAGGCGGACUCCUCAGACACAGAGACGCGUCCUUCUCAACGUGACAAGAAGAACUUCAACCGCUAUGCCUUCGAAGACUACCAUGACGACCCGCCAGGCCCGCACAUCACCCUCAACAUGACCAAGAGUGCCAUCAUGGCCGCCUCCGUGAUGGGUGGAGCGGCCAUGUGUGUGUUCUUGGCCAUCCUGGUGGUGGUGAUGUACCGAGGGCGUGUCAGGCUCCGUCGCACGCCCCUCGCUCUAGGUAGUGACUCCUCCACGUCUUCCACGCCGCCGCUGUAUGUGCCCCGCAUGAGAGCCAGCAUGGGCAAAGGGCCGCGCCAGACUGCAGGGUUCUGGGGAACACUCAAGAAGAGAUUCGACCCUUACUCCAACACUUCUUCCCUUAGCGUCAUAAGCUGAGCCACACACACUCACACACACACACACACACACACACACACACACACCAAACAUACACACACACACACACACACACACACACACACACACACACACACACACACACACACACACAGAAGAGAAUAGUUAGGCAGUAGUUUCGUCCCCCCCUGUUCCAGUCUGUUCAGGCAUACAGUCUCAUCCAACCCAUGUCACCCCGCCAGCAGGUCCCGGCGAGGCUUGCACGUGACCACUAGAUAAAUACUAUUACGCCAGAGAGAGAGAGAGAGAGAGAGAGAGAGAGAGAGAGAGAGAGAGAGAGAGAGAGAGAGAGAGAGAGAGAGAGAGAGAGAGAGUCUGCUUGUGUUAACUGGCGUCGUGGGAGAUGUAGAUAGCUGAGACACUAAGGAAGAGGUACAGUGCGUAUGUAUGUUGUAUAGGUAAGUAGAAACCUUGUUAUUGUAUUUAUUGUUGAAUAAAAACUAAUGA